Mya arenaria is the source of this 749-nucleotide messenger RNA. RefSeq names its product U-reduvitoxin-Pr21-like. Gene Ontology annotation, molecular function: protein binding; peptidase inhibitor activity. Gene Ontology annotation, biological process: negative regulation of BMP signaling pathway. Gene Ontology annotation, cellular component: AMPA glutamate receptor complex. The record is from RefSeq and is a predicted model, not a curated record. NCBI's taxonomy places the organism in Eukaryota, Metazoa, Mollusca, Bivalvia, Myida, Myidae. The transcript is spliced from 6 exons. Bases 1 to 684 code for a protein of 227 amino acids.
AUGACACGAUUUGUACCUAGAUCAAAACUCCCGAUGAUGAAGAGCAUUCUCAGUUUGGCUGUUGUACUGGUUGUGGCAGUGGUCGUUAAAGGCGCCAUAAAAGGUUGCAUUGAUGUGAACGGUAGUGAGUACGCGGAUGGUGCAGAUUUUCUGGCGACUGACGGCUGUAACCGAUGUACCUGUUCCGCAGGUGUUAUUGCCUGCACUCAGAUGGCAUUUUGUGAACAUCUCGGCGUAAAGUACGGUGUCGGAGAAAGUUACAUGGACGAAUGUAACACGUGCACCUGUUAUGAGAAUGGCGUGAUUGGCUGCACGUUAAUGGCCUGUCCUAAACAUGGACGUAUAUCAGAAUUCACGAUGAUCAGGAGCAUUUUGUUUUUGGCUGUUGUACUGGUUGUUGCAGAGGUCGUCAAGGGCGACGCAAAAGGUUGCAUUGAUGAGGACGGGAAUGAGUACGCAGAUGGUGCCAGUUUUAUGGCGAGUGACGGCUGUAACGGAUGUACCUGUAACGAAGGAGCUAUUGGCUGCACCCAGAUGGCCUGUUUGAAUGUAUGUGAACAUCUCGGCAAAGAGUACAGUGUAGGGGAAAGUGUCAUGGACGAUUGUAACACUUGCACUUGCCAGGGGAAUGGAAUGAUGGCAUGUACGCUAAUGGCUUGUCCUGGCCAUGGCCUGGUUUCCUAACUGUCAUAAACAUGACGAUGGUCAUAUGUUUCAUACCUUUCCUUUGGUUGUUAGUCAAACUUUAU